CCCCCUCUGUGCCGUAUUGUACUUGUUGUAAACCCAUUUUCUGCCUGAGUUCAGACACGUCGAGCACACAAAGGCGACGUGAACGUGUCAGCAGCGCUCCCUAGCUGCCUCCGCGUGCGCUCCCCCCCCCCCUUGCUUUUCAUAGAAAAACACUUUCGGGAAGGAUAAAGUUUUUUUUUUUUUCUUCUACCCUGCCGGACCUGCCCCUCAGCCAGUCGUCAGCCAGAGCCAAACCGUGGCCUAGCAGGAGGAACGGCCCGACUAUGUGGAGACAGAAGCGGGCUCUUGGGAAACCCUUGGCUUGUCUCGUGUUCCUUGUGACGUUCGUCGAUGCUUAUCGAUUCCUGAGCCAGAGCAAAGCCACCCAGUUUCUGAGCAGACACCGGAGAGCCAACUCUCUCUUUGAGGAGAGCAAGAAGGGCAACCUGGAGAGGGAGUGCAUCGAGGAGCUGUGCAACAAGGAGGAGGCCAGAGAGAUCUUUGAGAACCAGCCGGAGACGGAGUACUUCUACCCUAAAUAUGUUGCGUGUUUGGGUUCCUAUCGUGUCGGCAUCAACAACCAGUACUCGGAUCCAGACGCCAUCCCAACAGACCUCCGCACCUGUGUGAAAGAGAUCAGUAACCAGUGCACGCCGUUCCCGUGCUACAAGGAGGGCUCGGACAGAUGCGUGGAUGGGCAGGCCUCCUUCACGUGUGUGUGUAAGCCUGGCUGGAAGGGGCUGCGCUGUGAGGACGACAUCGACGAGUGCUCGGAUCCUGAACAUCAGGCGGGAUGCGACCAAAUAUGUCUCAACAUCCCCGGAAAUUUCCACUGCAAGUGUGAAGAGGGCUACCUGCCCCGUGGCAAAACCGACUGCGUCGAUAUAAAUGAGUGCAUUUUGUACCCCAGUAUAUGUGAGGAACCAGCUAAAUGUGUCAACACGCCAGGCAUGUACGAGUGCCAGUGUCCCGUGGGUUUUAAAUACAACUUCAGCUCUAAGACCUGUAACGAUGUGGACGAGUGUGAGCUGAAUGUGUGUCACGAGACGUGUAUAAACACACUGGGGAGCUAUACAUGCCACUGUGAUGGUCGGGAGGGUUUACGACUGGCAGCGGACGACCGAUACUGUGAGAGAAUCCCCGUCUGUGUGGACCUGUAUGACUAUAAACACCCGGAAAUGCUUUACCUGGGGGAACAGUUUGCCGGCCUGCCUGUCAUCUACCUGCGCUUCCGCCUGCCAGAGAACACCAAGUUCGCAGCCGAGUUUGACUUCCGGACCUUUGACCCGGAGGGAGUGGUUCUUUAUGCAGAGUCUUCCCAGGACUCCUGGUUUAUGCUGGGGCUAAGAGCCGGCCGUAUCGAGGUCCAGUUCAAAAACCAGCACACGUUCAAGGUUACCAGCGGAGGAAAAGCCAUCAAUGAUGGACAGUGGCAUGUGAUCUCUGUUGACGAGCUGGAGAGCAGCAUCAGCGUGAAGAUCAGCAAAGAGGCCGUGAUGAGCAUCAACAGUCCAGAUAGUCUUUUCACAUCUGUGAACGGCAAACUGGAGACCAAGGUCUACAUCGCUGGUCUCCCGAACCGCACGGACAACGUCAUCAAGCCCAUCAAUCCUCGGCUGGAUGGCUGCAUCCGGGGCUGGAACUUGAUGAACCAGGGGGCAUCCGGCGUGAAAGAGGUCAUCCAGGAGAAGCAGAGCAAGCACUGCUUUGUGUAUGUGGAACGCGGAUCGUUCUUCUCUGGGACAGGACUGGCACACUUCGGCAUAGACUACAGUUCUUCCGGGGGCUGGAAUGUGGACGUUAAAUUGAACAUACGUCCGUCCAGCAGCACGGGCGUCCUCUUUGCUCUUGUCCACAACAGCACGGUCCCCCUGUCAGUCGCCGUGGUAACAAAGGGAGAAGAUGCCAACUUACAAGUCUUUUUGGAUGGUGUCUCCGUGGCAACACUGGACUCGCUGAUGUUGUGUUACCCUGAGCGCCUGACGGUGCAGCUGAACGUGACCGCAACAGAAAUCCAGAUCCUGGCAAACUCCUCCACUGUUAGCUAUAUGAAGUCAGACGCCCUGCAGGAGGCACUGGAGCGCCUUAACACCACCAUGCAGAACCCCGUCAGCACAUAUAUCGGUGGGAUACCAGAUGACAUCCCGCUGCCUGCCACCCCUGUGUCGGCCUUUUACCACGGCUGCAUGGACAUCUCGGUCAACGGCCAGCAGCUGGAUUUCGACGAGGCUCUCAGCAAACAUAACAGCAUUAAAGUGUGGAGCGGUAGCGGUAGCAGCGAGGUCGCGCAGUCUCUCUCUUCCUCGGUGGGCUGUCCCGGUGCUCGGGCUGAGGUGGACGUAGUAGAAAUAAAAGUGCAUACAAAAAGAAAUGGGGACGAGCUGAGCCGCGGGGACGAGAAGCGUACACCUCAACGGCUAACGGUCGGAGCUGCUUACCUGAGAAACCUGCAGUGGCUCGCGCCGACGUUAGCGCGGACGCCCGGAGACAGAGACGGGGCUGAGGGGGGGGGACGACCGUUAACACGGAGCAGCAGAAAAGUUUCUCCAGCCCAGCGCCACCGUAGCGGUCAAACAAUGCGGCUGACCCCGUCAAAGUCGCUCCCAUCGACUGCCCUGCUAAUCCUGCUGGCUGUCCGCUGGUCCGACAGCAUUGUAAUGUCACCUCAAGAGGCGAACCAGUUUCUGAGCAGACACAGGAGGGCGAAUCAAGUUUUCGAGGAGACGAAGCAAGGGCAUUUGGAGAGGGAGUGUGUGGAGGAGAAGUGCAGCAAGGAGGAGGCCAGAGAAGUGUUUGAAAACGACCCCGAAACGGAAUACUUCUAUCCCAAGUAUUUAGCUUGUGUGGAGAAGUUUGGAAAUUCUGAAAAGAAAAAGCAGGAUCUAAUUACAUGUGUCCAUAAUAUUCCAGACCAAUGCUCUCCUUCUCCCUGCAAUGCCAGAGGAACGGUGCGCUGCGAGGACAAAAAGGGUGACUUUCUCUGCCACUGUUUUACCGGCUGGACAGGAGCCAGAUGUGAGAAAGAUGUCGAUGAGUGCACCAAGAGAAACGGAGGCUGUGACCAUGAGUGCAACAACACUAUGGGUAGUUACCGUUGCUCCUGUGACCAAGGCUAUUUGCUGGCCGGACGCCACAUGUGUAUUGACAUCAACGAGUGUGAAGACGCAGGUGUUUGUGGGACUGCACGUUGUGAAAAUAAGGAGGGAGGCUAUGAUUGCUUGUGUGAUAUCGGCUACGUCUACGACAAUGAAAGCAAAAGCUGUGUCGAUGUGGACGAAUGUGAGGCUGGUGUGUGUGCGGAGGAGUGUUUGAACACCCCGGGGAGUUUCCAUUGCUUCUGUGAUGGUCGUCGGGGCAUGAAGCUUGGGCAGGACCUGAGGAGCUGUAAGCCUAUAACUCCCUGCAUGUCACCGUCCCUGAAGAGGAACCCGCGUUCCCUUUACCUGGGCCGGAUGUUCAGCGGCGUCCCGGUGGUGCGGCUGCGCUUUCGCCGCAGGGUUCACACGGGCUUUUCAGCAGAGUUCGACUUCCGCUCCUACGAUCGCGAGGGAGUGAUCUUCUUCGCCGGAGGGCACCUGAACAGCUCCUGGAUCGUGCUGGCAAUGCACCAUGGGAAGCUGGAGCUACAGCUGAAGUACGGCGCCGUCAGCAGAGUGACCAGCAGCGGACCCACCGUAAACGACGGCCAGUGGAGAAAGAUCUCGGUGGAGGAGCAGGGCCGGAGUCUUGUUAUUAAGAUCGACAGGGAGGCCGUCAUGAAGAUCGCCGUGAACGGCGACCUGUUCACACUCAACAAAGGCAUGCACGAGCUCAACCUCACCGUGGGAGGAGUCCCUUUCAAGGAGGACGGUCUGGUUAAUAAGGUGAACCCACGUCUUGACGGCUGCAUGAAGGAUUGGCGCUGGCUGACAGGAGAAGACACUUCAAUACAAGAAACUAUUCGGUCCAACGACAACAUGCAGUGUUUCAGCUCCGAUGCUCCUGGAGCAUAUUACCCCGGCACAGGCUUUGCUCUCUUCAACAUCAGCUAUGAAUCACAGAACCUGAGCGUUCAGCUGACGCUGCGUCCAGUUUCCUCCAUCGGAGUGCUGUUUGCACUCGUUCACCAGGACAGAGUUCCCCUCUCCAUCGCCCUGGCUGACUAUAAUCCUCUAACUGACGAGUGGCAAGAUUUUAUUUUGGUGUCUGUAGGCGGCGUUGUCAUUGCCAGCUCUCCUGCGCCCUUGUGUGACGGUGAAAGUCACGAUAUAACGGUGACAGUGUGGGGAAACCAGACCGUCUUGCUGGUCGAUGGGCAGUCCGGACGAAGUGAAGACGCCGAAAUUCCCUCUGACCUCUUUUCACAUUCCAGCACCUUUAUAGGAGGCCUGCCAGACGUUCCCCUGGUGUCCACGCUCGUGUCAGCACCCUACAGCGGGUGUAUGGAGGUCAGCGUGAACGGACAGACUCUGGACCUGGACAAGGCCAUCCACAAACACAACGACAUCCGCUCCCACUCCUGCCCCCUGCUGGACUCUCAUCAGUGACGAGCACUGGAGGCAGCGAGAACCAAUCCACAAGUAGUUCUUUGAUGGAAUGUCCAGUAAAAUUCUAAAAGGUCAGAUAAUUAGGGGGAUGGUUUAGAUUGGAACAUAAUUAAGAAUUCAACAGAUAAAGUGAAGCAGCUGAAGCCAGAGCCCAUGAGCCCUCAGCUCAGCUCCCCCUUCCCCAACAACACUGUGAUGACAGUGCUGCCUAGGAGGCAAAUUGCAGGGAUUUUCACAGUUUUUUCAGUAUUAUGACUUGAUUAGUCAGUUACUUAGCAAAUGAGUGACAAAUCCCCUGAAAAAAUAUGAAAAUACAUGCUGCAUAACACUUAAACCCCGAAACUGCCCAUACGUCACAGCUUUAUUAGCCCCUUAAGAAAGUGGAGGGUAUUUUUUCUGAUCAGUGUUAAAUCGUUGGUCCUGGGUUCGGAAACGAUGCCUAGCAGCAUGUGUUAGGAUUCAGAUUUUAGCUGUAACUCUGUGAGCUGUGACUACUCCGUGAUCAUGUUGCUAACAUCCAGUUCACCUCGCGUCAACAUAGAGCUCGAAUCAUGCGAACACAAACGCUGAGAAAAUUGGAACAAAUGCAGGAAAAUGAGCUACCCUACGGGAAAAAAAUGUGUCAACAAGCCCCAACAGGUGCUAAGCGCAUAAUGACCUGGAGGUAAGACGGUGGACUUGAAUCGUAUUUGCCCUUAAAAUGCCAAACACGGAGGCGUGGUAUGAGGCACAACUUUGUGUUUUGCAACAACCUUGCACAUGGUUGCAGGUGUAAAUGGACUGCCGUUUAAAGCCAUUUUCUUGAUCUCCGAAUAAGAAGAGCAUUUCAUUUCUGCCUGCAACCUUAAAAAUCAACCAUGUGCCUACAAGAGAACAACAAACCCAAAAACCAUCCUAACAGACGAACCGUCUCGCAAAGGUGCAGUACUGUGACAACCCAACAAACAAAACCCAUCAUGCCUCCCGGUGAAGUGUUGUAGUCUGACUUAAACUGGCUCAUUCUCAACCUUUAAUCACAGACUUUGUCACAAGACCCCCAUCGAUCCCUCAGACUCACCCCUCACUGUUAAAAGCCUGCCAGAUACCAACCUUUAGGACAGCAGAUUUACCACAGAAGCACAGGGAGACAGGAGGGGGCCCCCACCAUGAGGGGAGACAAAGCACUGCAUUAAUCGCACCACACGAGCUACUGAGAAUAAGAAGAGCGCUGUAAUAUACUGAGUAUGUAAAUAAUGUGACUGUACAAUGCUUUAUAAAGGACGAAAAGAAAACACUACCUUAUGUUCCCUGAGGUCUUCUGCACAGUUUAAGAUGAUCCAGAGUUAAAAGAAAAACACGUGUCUCUCAGCCUCUGCUUCUUUCCAAAGUGUCGGUGCGAAAUCAGUUCUCGUCAUCUUGAAACAGGAAUUGAGAGACUGGGAAAGCAAUAGCAAGGGAUCCAAAUAGUAUCAAUCUUUAGGAUUUUGUUGUAAUUUAUCGGUGCUGAAAAAAUCAAAACACAAUAAAAAAAAACACAAAGAAUGUCGGAGGAGCAUUUUGACUGAGAAUGCCAAAAGGGCUCCAGUAUUAUUUUACUCCCCUCUGUAAUGCAUUAUUUUAUAGUUCUCUGAUGAAUGAAUGCUAGAGUAUAGUGCUUGACCUUUUUUGUUUUGUUUUUUAUCAUAUGUGUUGUAUCUUGAACUUUUCUUGUUUUUAAUUUUUUUCACUUAAAACUGCCAGUAUGUGUAAAAUGCUGAGAGAAGUCUGCCUUUUGUGUUUUAACUUCCCUCAACAGUGAAAAUCCUAUUUAAAAAUAAAGCAGCUGUAUGAACAUCAUAGAGUAAAACUCUAUUUUCCACAAAAAAAGGGCUUUUGCUCGUUGUUUGUUUCUGUUAAAGCUGGACUUAUUUUUUUUAUUUAUCAGGUACACCAUCAAUCAAACAGUACAGCAUAACGUCUAAUGGAAGCUUUUAAAAGAUCAAAGAUCAUAUUUAUGUAAAGUUACUGCCAAUAACUUGUUUUUCGAGCCUAUUGACAUUCAGAAAGGCAGAUUGAGCUCUCCAAUAAAGCGAACCAUGCCCUCGUUUUCAGACUAGCUCUGAUGUGAUCAUUGAACUCUGAGAAAAA
Messenger RNA from Menidia menidia (Atlantic silverside), 6611 nucleotides. Lineage: Eukaryota; Metazoa; Chordata; Actinopteri; Atheriniformes; Atherinopsidae. The record is from the annotation of a GenBank genome assembly.